AUGGCUUGUCUGCUGCUGUCUCUUCGCAGUCUUUCGAGGGACACUUCAGAAGCUGCGCAGACAGAAAGAGCUCUGGUGCUGGAGCAGCUGCUUGCAGCAGCAGCAGCAGCAGCAGCAGACCAACGGACGACAGAGGCAACAGCAGCAGCAGCAGUAUCGCCUCGCAUAGAUCUCGGCAGCCACUGCCCCGCUCUGGUUCGCUGCAGCAUUUUGCUGCAGCAAGUAGCAGCAGAAGCAACAGCAGCAGCAGCAGAGCCAACCUCAAGGGCUGCGCCUGGUAAUUUGGCUGCACGGGCACUGGCGCCUGAAGGAGCAGCAACACGGCCCUGCUCAGCAGCAGCAGCAGCAGCAGCAGUGGCAGAAGGCUCGAGCUGCGUGUAUAUCCCAGACCCUUUGGAGGCUGCUGCUGCAGCACGAUCUCGGCAGGCAGCAGAAACGGCAGCAGGCGCAGCGCAGCUGCUGCUGCAGCGAUAUUCACCUCUGCGGAAGCAGCAGCAACAAAAGCAGCAGUGUCAGGGUGAGACUGCGGGCGGCGAGCAGCAGCAGCAGCAGCAGCAGCAGCAGGACUCUCAUAGGCCUCCUCCCGCCUGCCUGCCGCUGCUGCGGUGUCUGUACGUUCGGCUGUUGCUGGGCUCUAUUGGCUGCAGCGAUGUGCAGCAACCGCUCCUGUGCAGCUCCAGCUGCAAGGCCUCGAGUCCGCAGAAACUGCUUUGGGUGUCUGGACAGCUCUAG
Molecule: messenger RNA, 732 nt
Organism: Eimeria tenella
Lineage: Eukaryota; Apicomplexa; Conoidasida; Eucoccidiorida; Eimeriidae
Exons: 2
Coding region: 1-732 (243 amino acids)
Source: RefSeq, a predicted model, not a curated record